Messenger RNA from Phyllopteryx taeniolatus (common seadragon), 572 nucleotides. RefSeq names its product gonadotropin subunit beta-2-like. NCBI's taxonomy places the organism in Eukaryota, Metazoa, Chordata, Actinopteri, Syngnathiformes, Syngnathidae. The record is from RefSeq and is a predicted model, not a curated record. The transcript is spliced from 3 exons. Gene Ontology annotation, biological process: G protein-coupled receptor signaling pathway; ovulation. Gene Ontology annotation, cellular component: extracellular region; cytoplasm. The coding region runs from base 45 to 458 and encodes 137 amino acids. Gene Ontology annotation, molecular function: hormone activity.
GUUACCACAACGUGAUCUUGUUGGGUGUGUAGGUCUGUGGAGUCAUGCCCCUUCAGAUGGUGACCUUGUUUUUGGUGGCCUGUGGAGUGUGGUGGAUGAACCCUGCAGCAUCCAAUAUGCUGCCAAGCUGUCACCUGACACACCAAAACAUGAGCCUGGAGAAAGAAGGAUGCCUCUCGUGUCACCUCGUGGAGACGACCAUCUGUUCUGGAUACUGCGCCACUGAGUACCCGAUCUUCUACGGCUUCCCCAGUGAAGAGCCUCAGGUGUGUAUGUAUGAGCGUGUGCGCCACCAACAGUUUGAGCUGUCUGACUGCCUGCCAGGCGUGGACCCUGUGGUCAAGUAUCCUGUGGCGCUGAGCUGCAGCUGUGCUGCCUGCUCCAUCCUCACGUCCAACUGUAACGAGGAACCCAAGGAACCCACUGAACCAGACUUCUGUUCUCAGAUGUCUGCCUAGUACCAUGUGAACCUUAUGUCACCAUAAGCGACCUUUGUGUUACAUUCACGUCAACUUUGUGUGACAUUGGAGAAUCACUCAUAAUAAAGAUAGCAUCGUCUCAGCAUAAACCAA